UUAGCCAUUUCCAUGCUGAUGACCGUCAGUUGACCGACGCGCCGGUCCCACUUCAUUUAUUCAUUGCUGCGCAUAACGUACUCGACCGGCUCUCGAGAUUAGAAAUGAAUCUAAGCCAUGUUAACGCUAGCCAACUGUAUUUCAGGGGCUGCUGUUAUCUCAUUUUCACACGGUAUUUACCUGUAAUGCUAGGCAGUUACAAUACCCCAUUUAAUUAGGUAACGCUUUAAACUCAGUGCGAUGGCUUUGCUCAUGCCUCAGUCAGUGUCAGCUGCACUAGAUUUAUCAGUUUCCGCUACUGUUGCGAGGUGGACGAGCAGGCAGGCGGAGGAGGAGGACCGCUAUCGACAGCAGCGAAGGGGAAGGGCCUCCAUCCAAUGCUACUAAUUGUCAAGCCAAGUAACGGUUGUUCACUGCCAUUCAGUCGAAUUCGAACCGUUAUAGCGAACAGAACGCAACAAGAACAGAUCUAGAAAUGGCACAGGCGAAAGUUUUGCCUCAAUAUAUAGCCGGAUUGUCGGCAGCGUUUGGCGCCUUCUGUAUGGGCGCCAGCAUGGGCUGGUCAUCGCCCGUAGAGAAAUUAUUGACGGAGGAAAAUGCAUACGGCUUCCCAAUAUCCGACGAUCAAUUCGGUUGGAUCUCUUCACUCCUAACGCUGGGCGCCACCGUUGUAUGCAUUCCAGUCGGCUUUGUCAUCGACAUGAUCGGUCGCAGGCCAACCAUGUUGGCUCUGAUACCACCGUACAUGGUUGGCUGGUUCCUGAUGCUGUUUGCCAACAGUGUGAUCAUGCUGUACUUUGGCCGUUUCAUCUUGGGUUUUUGCGGCGGCGCAUUCUGCGUCUGCGCCUCAAUGUACAGCACGGAAAUAUCGACGGUUUCCACGCGCGGAACUCUCGGCAGCUUCUUUCAGCUGAACACCGUGACGGGCAUGCUGUACGGCUAUAUUAUCGGUGGCUAUUGUUCGUUGCUGACCAUCAAUAUCCUGUGCGCCAUAUUGCCCCUGAUCUUUGCUGCCGUGCAUUACUUUAUGCCCGAGUCUCCGGUCUACUUUGCCAUGAAGGGACGCGAGAACGAUGCCAUCAAGUCACUGCUUUGGCUGCGUGGCGCCGACUGCGAUAUUCGCAAUGAGCUCAACGAAAUUCUGGAGGAGACCAACAAGAGCACGGAUGAGCCCAAGGUCAGCAUCUGGGUCGCGCUGCGACGUCCCAUUACGCUCAAGGGCAUCUCCAUUGCCGUAAUGCUGCAGGCUCUGCAGCAGUGGACGGGCAUCAAUGCCAUCAUGUUCUAUUCCACGUCCAUUUUCGAGGAUGUUGGCGCUUCGCUGAGCGGACGCGUGUGCACCAUUUUGAUUGGCGCCACGCAGGUGAUAAUGACCCUGGUGGCGACGCUGAUCAUCGACAGGGCUGGCCGACGGAUUCUGCUACUAGUCUCUGCCUUCUUCAUGGCCAUCACCACCUGCCUGAUGGGCGUCUAUUUCCAAAUGCGAGACAGCGACCCGAACUCGGUGGCAUCCAUUGGCUGGCUGCCCAUCACCAGCAUUCUCGUCUUCAUCAUCUUCUUCUCCAUUGGCUUCGGCCCGGGUCCCUGGCUCGUCAUGGCCGAGCUCUUCACCGAGGAUGUGAAGAGCGUGGCCGGCUCGAUUGCCGGCACCAGCAACUGGUUCUCCGCUUUUCUGGUCACUAAACUCUUUCCCGUAUUGAAGAACAGCAUUGGAUCGGGGCCCACAUUUUGGAUAUUCUGCGGCAUCGCUAUCUUCGGCUUUGUCUACGUAUUGAUAUUUGUGCCGGAGACGAAGGGCAAAACUAUUAACGAAAUUCAACUCAUUCUAUCUGGCAGCAAGAAAAUCAUCGACUCUGAGACGGACAACGACUCGAAGAAGAUCAAGCAUUAGAGCUAGGCUUAUCCUUGCCCACAUUUAUAUAUUGUAUGUCUAGGUCUAGRUCUAGUCUCUAUAGCUGUAGUCUCUACGAAUAAGUAUAAAGUACCUUUUUU
This is a messenger RNA of Drosophila arizonae, 1992 nucleotides long. Its product is annotated as facilitated trehalose transporter Tret1-2 homolog. Lineage: Eukaryota; Metazoa; Arthropoda; Insecta; Diptera; Drosophilidae. Gene Ontology annotation, molecular function: sugar transmembrane transporter activity. Gene Ontology annotation, biological process: carbohydrate transport; transmembrane transport. Gene Ontology annotation, cellular component: membrane. The record is from RefSeq and is a predicted model, not a curated record.